GCUGGAGAGGAAAUAAGCGCCGUCGGACUGCAACAGCGACUCACCAGAAAAAAUGUUUCCUCCACCGCCCUUUUUCAGCGCUGUCCAGGUCUGCAAAAGUCAUGUGAGAGGAUCCACAGCAUACGAGGACUCGAGUUUUUCCAACCAUUAAACUUGUUUCAGAGGACUGUAAACUACGAGGGUGAUUUAUAAGACACAGGAACUGAAGUUAACAUUGGACAGGUACAGAAAAUGGCGAGAAGGCUCCUGCAGCUCCUUGCCUUGUGGACUACUGUGACUGGCAUUGUGCAGUGCUGUCCAGAGCUCUGCAGCUGCCAGGAUAAAUUUGCCCACCAGUUUGCAGACUGUGCUUACAAGGACCUGCUGGUGGUACCUGUGGGUCUCCCCUCCAAUGUUACCACCGUGAGCCUCUCUGCCAAUAAGAUCAAAUUACUGAAAAGUAAAAGCUUCAUCAAUAUCACUCAGGUCACCUCUCUCUGGCUGGCCCACAAUGAGAUCGUUACCAUAGAGAGGGACACAUUGGCCCCCUUGAUUCAGCUCCGCAACCUGGACAUCAGUUACAACAAAAUUGUGAACUUUCCAUGGGAGGAUCUGCACAACCUCACUGCCCUGCAGCUUCUGAAAAUGAACAACAACGAGAUGGUGAACCUUCCAAAGGAUGCCUUUUCCACGCUCAAAGACCUUAGGUCGCUGCGCAUUAACAAUAACAAGUUUACCACCAUUGUGAAGGAUACUUUCAGUGCUCUCUCCUCCUUGUCCCACCUUCAGAUUUUUAAAAAUCCCUUCACAUGCUCCUGCAGCCUGGAGUGGCUGAGAGAUUGGAUCACAACAACUAAGAUAUCUGUCCCUGAGCCAAAUUCAAUUUUAUGUGAGGCCCCUGAGCACCUGAAAGGUACAAUGGUUACCAAGAUUCCUCAACUGGACUGUAGGGCCCCUACUGUCACUAUAACCUCCCAGCCCAACAUUGAGAACACAGAGCUCUAUGAGGGUUUCAUGGUCACCUUACAUUGUGAGACAAAAGGGAGCCCCAAACCACAAGUCAGCUGGGAGGUGACAUCAGGAAAUCAAAAUUAUCUGUUCCCCCUGCCAUCCACUGGACUCGUAAGUGAUUCGCCAAUUAAUGAUAAAACAACCAGCAAUCGAUUUCUCAUCUUUGUAAAUGGCACUCUCAUCAUCCCACGUAUGAGUAAAACGGAAGAUGGAAAUUACAGCUGCUCUGCGGUGAAUGACUUGGGUAAAGCAGAGAGCACUGUUAGAGUGGCUAUGGCAGGCACCCAAAAACAUGCCAGUAACUCAGUGCUCAAUCCUGUUGUAGACAAAAUCCAUCCAUCUGGUAAAAAGCCCACAGAGACCAAGACCUUCAAAAACGAUGUGAUCAACUCGGCCAAGACUGAAGAAAAGACAAAGAGCAAUUCUGAAAUUUCUUCAGACAAAAAUGACGGCACAGAGCAGGUUGGUGACGCUUCAAAGCACCCCACCUUUGCGAGCAAGUGCGGCGUGAGGGACAGCAGUGAAUACAUCUCCAACCAUGCCUUCAACAUGAGCUUGGAUGACCUGAAACAGUACACUUUUGAUUUUGGUGUUAUUGCAUUGGAAGUGUCAGAGACGGAGGCCAAAGUGCAGCUAAAUCCUCUCCAGCUUCACAGCAGCAAAUCUAACCUUCAUCUUAGUCAUAGUGAAAACCAGGAAACAGUGAAUAUAGAGCCUGUGGGCUUGUACCAGUCUUCAUCCAGCAAAGCCACCCUGGACAUGCUCUACCUCUGUGUAAAUACAGGAAAUGGACACUCCAUAGUUCAGUGGUCCAAAAUAGAGGAGGGGGUUAAUGCCUACCGCUUCCAUGGUUUACAGCCUGGCACCAAUUACACACUUUGUCUCACCUAUGGGGGGCAGGACUGCCAAGUCCAAGUAGUCUUCACAACUAGGAAGAAGAUCCCCUCCCUUCUUAUUAUCGUUGUUGUCAGCAUUUUCCUACUGGGUCUGGCCACUGUCCCCUUAUUGGGGGCCACCUGCUGCCAUUUGUUAUACAAGUACCAAGGGAAGACCUACAAGCUGAUCAUGAAGGCUCAGAAUCCGGAUCAGAUGGAGAAACAAAUGGCUGGAGAUUUUGAUCGCAGGGCGUCUUCUGUGGAAUCAGAGAAAACCUUCAAUCCCAGCGAGUUAGAGGGUGAGGGAGAGGCCGAAGGAGAGGAAGGAGACGGAGAGGGGGAGGCUGAGGGGAGCGUGGUGACCGAGUCCAUCCCCGGAUCCUCAUCCAAAACCAACCAGGAGGAGUUCGAGGUGGGCUCGGAGUACAGUGACAGAUUACCGCUGGGAGCCGAGGCAGUCAACAUUUCGGAGGAGAUCAACGGCAACUACAAGCAGCCAAGCCGCUGAGCUCCGCUGUCUGUCUGUCUGCGAGUAUAAUGUAAAAUAUUUUACUUUUAAGUAGCCUACAUUCAAAGAGGUAUUUCACCCACCAUUACUACACGCGAAAAACGACGGCGCCUAAUUUUGUUUUUUUUUUCUUUUUUUUUACCUCAGAAAGUACUCCGUCAAUCACUGAGAUUGUGAAUUGAUUCAUGUGACAUUUGUAGUCUACUGUAAGGUUAAAAUAAGUAACAUACAUUUACGAUGCAAGCACAGAUUUCUAGUUUAUCAGACCUCAAAACUGACCUGAAACGAUCGUGUUGUUCCCUUUCUGCAGGACGCACACGGAUGGGCAUUUCGCGCAAAAUUGUGCACACGGUGAGGCGCGUCGAGUUGUGCGUAAUCAAAGGCAAAAAUGGUCAUUUUAAAUUUUAAUCGCCGUUUUGGAGAGCACAAAUAAAUAACAACGAUGCAAAACGUGUCAUAUGUUUUAAAGCCAUUUUAAAUUAAGUGACAUCAGGGAAAAAUUUGCUCUUUUUUGCUGUGUGCGUCUGUGCGUGGCUGUGGAUGAGUCUCUCUCACACAGGUCAACCAUCCUCUCAGGUGUCGGCAUUCCGGCUCUCUUCGAUUCGUCCACGGAACUGUAGCAACAGAUUUGGGUGAUGAUAUUUCAUGAAACGAUACUAGAUACGCAGAUAUUUGCUUUCGGCGUAAUUGCGCCUGGCAUCGCACACCGCAGCGCCCUGCCCGCUGUCCUGUGAGUCCAAAAGGGAAAUUUCACUUUCGACUGUGUUGUUGCUUGACGGGAUAUCCCAGGUUAUUUACCAACAAAAUCUUGUUUCACGUAAUGUAAGGCUUUAAAAAAAAAGUGACUUUAACCUCUUAAUCAACGGGUGCUUGCUAUACUCUCGCUUUUUACAACGAACGUGUCCAUGGCAUGUCACACGUAUUUCCUUGUGUGGUUUUUAUUAGUGUAGUCUAGAGGACUUUAGAUGUUACUGUCGACCUGUGAUGUAAAGCCAUGUGAACUGAAAUUAUUCUUUUUUUACGACGGUAAGUUAGUUUAACCGAAGCCUCAACAAAGAGGGCGCAUGAGAGCGUCUGACGGCUUCACUGUCUUGUAAUUUGAUGCAUAGUGAGUUUUUGUGAACUAUGUUGUAAAACAAGAAACCCCGUGAGCUUUCGAGAUUUUUUGAUAUAAUUUUAUGUAAGUGGAAUUAAUAAAACAUGAAACUAUA
Toxotes jaculatrix (banded archerfish) is the source of this 3584-nucleotide messenger RNA. It is a transcript of the gene islr2, whose product is annotated as immunoglobulin superfamily containing leucine-rich repeat 2. The record is from RefSeq and is a predicted model, not a curated record. Bases 232 to 2373 code for a protein of 713 amino acids. The transcript is spliced from 2 exons. Gene Ontology annotation, molecular function: protein binding. NCBI's taxonomy places the organism in Eukaryota, Metazoa, Chordata, Actinopteri, Toxotidae.